Messenger RNA from Vombatus ursinus (common wombat), 2290 nucleotides. It is a transcript of the gene ZBTB20, whose product is annotated as zinc finger and BTB domain containing 20. The coding region runs from base 205 to 2226 and encodes 673 amino acids. Gene Ontology annotation, biological process: negative regulation of transcription by RNA polymerase II; regulation of cytokine production; regulation of immune system process. The record is from RefSeq and is a predicted model, not a curated record. Gene Ontology annotation, molecular function: protein binding. The transcript has 3 exons. Lineage: Eukaryota; Metazoa; Chordata; Mammalia; Diprotodontia; Vombatidae.
AAACCCAAGACAGCUGAAAACCAGAAGGCAUCUGAGGAGAAUGAGAUUACUCAGCCGAGUGGACGCAGCGCCAAGCCAGGCCUUCCCUGCCUGAACUUUGAAGCUGUUCCGUCUCCAGACUCAGCCCUCAUCCACUCAACACAUUCACUGACAAACUCACACGCUCACACCGGGUCAUCUGAUUGUGACAUCAGUUGCAAGGGGAUGACCGAGCGCAUUCACAGCAUCAACCUUCACAACUUCAGCAAUUCCGUGCUCGAGACCCUCAACGAGCAGCGCAACCGUGGCCACUUCUGUGACGUGACGGUCCGCAUCCACGGGAGCAUGCUGCGUGCCCACCGCUGUGUGCUGGCCGCCGGCAGCCCCUUCUUCCAGGAUAAGCUGUUGCUGGGCUACAGCGACAUCGAGAUCCCUUCGGUGGUGUCGGUCCAGUCCGUACAAAAGCUCAUUGAUUUCAUGUACAGCGGGGUGCUCCGGGUCUCCCAGUCAGAAGCCCUGCAGAUCCUCACAGCGGCCAGCAUCCUCCAGAUCAAGACCGUGAUUGAUGAGUGCACGAGGAUUGUUUCUCAGAACGUUGGCGAUGUCUACCCGGUGAUUCAGGACUCUGGCCAGGAGACCCCCAGGGGGACGCCGGAGUCCGGCACCUCGGGGCAGAGCAGCGACACGGAAUCUGGCUACCUGCAGAGUCAUUCCCAGCACAGUGUGGACAGGAUCUACUCGGCCCUCUACGCCUGCUCCAUGCAGAAUGGCAGCGGGGAGCGCUCCUUCUACAGCGGGGCCGUGGUUAGCCACCACGAGACGGCCCUCGGGCUGCCGAGAGAUCACCACAUGGAAGACCCCAGUUGGAUCACCCGGAUCCAUGAGCGCUCACAACAGAUGGAGCGGUAUCUUUCCACCACUCCAGAGACCACCCACUGCCGAAAGCAGCCGCGCCCUGUCCGGAUCCAGACCCUGGUGGGGAACAUCCACAUUAAGCAAGAGAUGGAGGACGACUACGACUACUAUGGCCAGCAGAGGGUGCAGAUCCUGGAACGCAACGAGUCCGAGGAGUGCACGGAAGACACGGACCAGGCCGAAGGCACUGAGAGUGAGCCCAAGGGGGAGAGCUUCGACUCGGGGGUCAGCUCCUCCAUUGGCACAGAGCCCGACUCUGUCGAGCAGCAGUUCAUGGCUGGGAUCGGCCGAGAGGGUCAGCCGGAGCCUUCUCAGCCUGAGCCUGCUGAUCUGCCCACGGAAGGCGGCCAACAGCAGCAGCAGCAGCAGCAGCAACAGCAGCACCUAGAUGCCAACUCCUCUUCCCCAGAGAGGAGCAAUGAUGUGGAGAUAGACAGUGCCGUGCUCACAGUGAGCAACAGCGCUGAGAAAGGAGUCUUGCAGCCUUCGGUCAACACAUCGAUUGCCCAGCCAUUGCCAAGCACCCAGCUCUAUCUACGCCAGACAGAAACCCUCACCAGCAACCUGAGGAUGCCCCUGACCUUGACCAGCAACACACAGGUCAUUGGCACAGCCGGCAACACUUAUCUGCCGGCCCUCUUCACUACACAGACCGCAGGCAGUGGCCCCAAGCCUUUCCUCUUCAGCCUGCCCCAGCCCUUAGCAGGCCAGCAGACCCAGUUUGUGACAGUGUCCCAGCCUGGCCUGUCAACUUUUACUGCCCAGCUGCCAGCCCCACAGCCCCUGGCCCCAUCUGCAGGCCACAGCACGGCCAGUGGGCAGGGGGAAAAAAAGCCUUACGAGUGCACUCUCUGCAACAAGACUUUCACCGCCAAACAGAACUACGUUAAGCACAUGUUCGUACACACAGGUGAGAAGCCCCACCAAUGCAGCAUCUGUUGGCGUUCCUUCUCCUUAAAGGAUUACCUUAUCAAGCACAUGGUGACACACACAGGCGUGAGGGCCUACCAGUGCAGUAUCUGCAACAAGCGCUUCACCCAGAAGAGCUCCCUCAAUGUCCACAUGCGGCUCCACCGAGGGGAGAAGUCCUACGAGUGCUAUAUCUGCAAGAAGAAAUUCUCCCACAAGACCCUGCUAGAGCGCCACGUGGCCCUGCACAGUGCCAGUAACGGCACCCCGCCCACUGGCACGGGUUCUGGUGCCAGAGCCGGCCCCACCGGGGUGGUGGCCUGCACGGAGGGGACCACUUAUGUCUGCUCCGUCUGCCCAGCUAAGUUUGACCAAAUCGAGCACUUCAACGACCACAUGAGGAUGCAUGUGUCUGAUGGAUAAGUAGUAUCUUUCUCUCUUUCUUACGAACAAAACAAAACAAAACAAAACAAACAAAAAAAAAAGC